UGUAACUCCUUAUUCUUUCCUCAGCCCUUGUAGGUACUAUGUUUGUGGUUUGUGGAGCAGCAGAGUAAGGAAGAUUCAAGGACUGACUCAGGUAACAAGAGUCAGGUAGGGGAGUCGAUAAAACCACCCAAUUGGAGAAAAGGACGGCACCGAGGAGCCCAGAGUUAAUGCAAGGGAGAGCUGCCGGCCUGCCGGCCCGCCAACUCCAGCCUUCAGCUGCCUGAUCUGGACCACCCGGGGAGGGGGUGCAACCCGAACCCCACAGAAUGAGGGCGACCCUGGGCCGCCACGGCUCUUUGCUCCUCCUCCUCCUCCUUCCUGCAGUCGGAGGCAUCUCCAAGAGGGAAGUGUGUGACUGCAAUGGAAAAUCCAGUCAAUGCACCUAUGACCCGGCACUGUUCAGGAAGACAGAAAAUGGACUCCGUUGCCUUAACUGCAAAGACAAUACAGCUGGGGUACACUGUGAGAAAUGCAAAGAGGGGUUUUACCGUCAGUGGGACCGAGACCCAUGUCUGCCCUGCAACUGCAACUCCAAAGGUGCUCUCAGCCCUCAGUGUGACCACUAUGGACGGUGCAGCUGUAAGCCGGGGGUGAUGGGUGACAGAUGUGACAGCUGCCAGCCUGGCUUCCACUCCCUCACAGAGACUGGGUGCACGGCCAACAGGCUCCAGCAGAUCUCCGGGUGUGACUGUGACCCAGCUGGUGGCAUGGGGCAGUGUGACGCUGAUCGCUGUGUCUGCAAGGUUGCGGUUGUAGGAGAGCGAUGUGACAGGUGUCGGUCUGGCUACUACCACCUGGAUGCAGGAAACCCCGAGGGCUGUAUCCAGUGCUUCUGCUAUGGCCACUCAGCCAGCUGCAGCAGCUCCAGGAAUUACAGUGUCCAUAACAUCACCUCAGCCUUUCAUCAAGAUGUGGAAGGUUGGAGGGCCAUUCUCAGAAAUGGGUCCCCCAGGCAGCUCCAGUGGUCUCCACGGCACCAAGAUGUGUUCAUCAUGGUCAGAAAAUCUGAUCCAGUUUACUUUGUGGCACCUGGCAAAUUUCUUGGGAACCAACAAGUGAGCUAUGGGCAAACUCUGUCCUUCGAUUACCGGGUGGACCGAGGAGGACGGCACCCAUCCGAUCAUGAUGUGAUUCUGGAAGGGGCUGGUUUACGCAUCACUGCACCCUUAAUGUCCAUGGGGAAAGCACUUCCCUGUGGCAUCACCAAGACAUACACAUUCAGAUUGAAAGAGGACCCAAGCAGCGGAUGGAGCCCUCAGCUGAGUUCUUUUGAGUUUCGCAGACUUUUACGGAACCUGACGUCGCUCCGGAUCCGGGCCUCGUAUGGAGAUUACAGCACCGGCUACAUUGAUAACGUCACCCUGAUCUCCGCUCGGCCGGUUUCGGGAGUACCAGCUCCCUGGGUUGAACAGUGUCUGUGUCCCACCGGGUACCAAGGUCAAUUCUGCGAGGAGUGUGCUCCUGGAUUCAAGAGAGAUUCUGCCCAGCUCGGACCCUUCAGCACCUGCGUACCCUGUCACUGUCAGGGCGGGGGGACCUGUGAUCCUGAAACUGGGGAAUGUUAUGCCGGGGAUGAAAACCCAGAUAUCGACUGCUCUGACUGCCCCAUUGGUUUCUACAAUGACCCCCAAGACCCCCGCAACUGUAAACCAUGCCCCUGUCAAAAUGGCUUCAGCUGCUCAGUGGUACCGGAGACGGAGGAGGUCAUCUGCAACAACUGCCCUCAAGGGAUCACCGGUACUCGCUGUGAACUCUGUGCUGACGGCUACUUUGGAGACCCCUUUGGGGAACAAGGACCAGUUAGGCCUUGUCAGCCUUGCCAGUGCAGCAACAACAUUGACCCUAGUGCUUCUGGGAACUGCGACCACUUGACCGGAGAAUGUUUGAAGUGUCUCUACAACACCGCUGGCUUCUCCUGUGACCAGUGCAGAGAUGGCUACUACGGGAACCCCCUGGCCACCAACCCAGCAAACAAGUGUCAAGCUUGCAACUGUGACUCUGUGGGUUCAGACCCCCUAGAAUGUCGGGACGACGGGACCUGCAUCUGCAAGCCGGGGUUCGAGGGCCCCACUUGCAAGAUCUCAUCUUUGAACUGCCCAGCCUGCUACAACCAAGUGAAAACUGAGAUGGACCAGUUGUUGCUGCAGAUACGGGAUUUGGACGUGCACCUCAGGGGUACCCCCGAGCCCAACACAGUAGUAGAAAGAAGGAUGCAUCAAGUGGAGGAGACACUUCAGAAUAUCCUGAGAGAAGCCCACUUCUCCGAAGCCACUGACAGGAACAUGAUGCGUAACCUGUCUCAAGUGAGAGCCCUGGAAAUCAACUACCCGAGCCGCUUAGAGGCGAUCAAGAGGAUUGUGGAGGAGAUACAAACGCUUGGCAACCAGUAUCAGAACCAAGUUCAAGACACCAGAAGGUUGAUCACAAAGAUGAGUGAGACCCUGGAAGAAAGAAAAACCUCCCUGAGAGUCACGAAUUUCCCGCCUUCCCUUCCCUCCAGUGGACUGAAUGACUUGAUCGAUCUGGCCCAGCAGUCUGAGGGGCUGGCAGACCGCCAUGUGGAAUCAGCCAACAGAAUGGAGCAACUGACCAAGGAAACAGAGCAUUAUUCCAAACAAGCCCUGGAGUUGGUGCGGGGCACCGGGAAUGGAGGAGGAGGCGGAGGCGGCAGCGUGGGCAACUCUGUGGUGCCAGAGCUCCGGAGAAAAUUGGAAGGUGCCAAGUCUCGGGCCAAACAGCUGGAGAUGAAGGCCUCUCAAGGGGACUUUGAAGCGGACAGGUCUUAUCAUCACAGCCAGCGCCUGCUCAACUCAGCAUCUCAAUUACAGGGGCUCAACGGGUGGUCAGUUCAGGAGGAAGUCGACCGGAUCAGACAGGAUGCAGACACUCUAUCCAACCAAGUGACCAGACAUAUGACUGAGUACAAGCGAGUGAAAAGCAACCUGGGAAGCUGGGAGCAGGAAACCCUUCAAUUGUUCCAGCAAGGAAUGAGUGAAAGACAGAAAUCAGAUCAGCUGCUAUCCAGGGCUAACCUUGCCAAAAGCCGUGCCCAGGAGGCGAUGAGCAUGGGCAAUGCCACUUUUUACGAAGUCGAGAGCAUUUUGAAGAAUCUCCGGGAGUUUGACCUGCAGGUGGGUGACAAGAAGAAAGAAGCUGAGGAUGCCAUGAGGCGGCUCCCUAUCAUCAGUCAGAAAGUCGCAGCUGCCAACAGUCAGACAGGGCAAGCAGAAGGAGCCCUGGGCAGCGCCGCUUCCGAUGCCAGCCUGGCCAAGAGCAUGGCGGACGAGACACUGAUGAUCACCAGUAGCAUUGAGCAGGAGAUAGGGAGGCUGACCUUGGAAGCCAAUAAGACAGCAGAUGGAGCUUUGGCUCUGGAAAACGGGCUAGGAGGUCUGCGGAAUGAUGUGACCGUAACCGAAGGGGAGCUGAAAAAGAAAGAACAGGAGUUUGAUAGGGGAGAUGCCACCAUUCAGGCGGUGAUGGAGGAAGUCAAAAGAGCCGAUACCAGGGCCCAAAGUGCCGAACUCACCAUACAAGAGACCCUCCGUGCCCUUGAAAGCAUCUGGCAUCUCAUGGACCAGCCUGACACUGUGGAUGAGGAGUCGUUGGGAUUGCUGGAGCAGAAUCUCAGCAAAGCCAAAAUCAAGGUCAACAGGGAACUGAAGCCCUUAAUGUUGGAUUUGGAGGGCAGGGCUCUUUGGCAGAAAAACCAUCUCCAGCUGCUGAUAACGAACAUAGACGGGAUCCUAGCCGAUAUAAGGAACCUGGAGGACAUCCGUGACAGCCUACCCCCAGGCUGCUACAACACCCAGGCUAUCGAGCGGCCUUGACCCCGACAGACCCACAGAGUCCCGUCCUUGUU
Tachyglossus aculeatus (Australian echidna) is the source of this 3862-nucleotide messenger RNA. It is a transcript of the gene LAMC2, whose product is annotated as laminin subunit gamma 2. Lineage: Eukaryota; Metazoa; Chordata; Mammalia; Monotremata; Tachyglossidae. Gene Ontology annotation, molecular function: extracellular matrix structural constituent. The record is from RefSeq and is a predicted model, not a curated record. The transcript has 24 exons. The coding region runs from base 267 to 3830 and encodes 1187 amino acids.